CCAGCAAUAAACUACGACCAUGUAGUUGUCAUAUACGAAAUAUUAUGUUCAUAUCUAUACAAUUUAUUUAUAUUUAUUUCGUAGCUUGUUCGUGCUUUUAUAGUUUCCGAGUCUUAACGUUCAUAUGGACAUAUAUACGAUUAGGUUCCAUCUACCUGUAGAUCCAAAUAUUUAUUCGGAAGUAUUUUGAACAAGGAGCUACUUGGAUUCAUGUUCAGCAAGAUUAUGCAAUCACAGCAUAUUGAGAACUGUAUUACAUUUUGAGUUUACCCUUCAUGUGUAUCAAGACCUUGGGGAGUUAACAAUGUGACAAUGUAGCUACUUUUGUGGGCCGUGUUGAUUGUGGCAAUUGACAGGCUAAUUGAAUGCUAGUACAGACACUUUCGACGCCUAAUGGCCACUGGACUUGGGUCUGUAAGUGUGCCAGCAGGCAAGUAAAUAAACAUUUGUAUAUGUACAUGCCCUAAUCGUGAUACCAAUGUAAUUUGUGUUCAUGAGAAUCAGCCAUUAAAUUCGAUUCCACGAUGUCCACGACCCACACAACGGCCAGUGCAUUAGGAUAAUAGGCAGAGAUUACUCUGCUCCACUGCAAUUAGCUGGCGAACUUCGGGGCCAGGGAACAGCUGGCACUUUUCCACAGGCGGGUCGAAUGUCCAGCAGAUUUCGCCUUUGCCACCCUCUGAGACCUUCAGAGGUCUGUUUGGCUUUCAGUUGCCGCCGGAGAAUGAGGCCUCUAGUGGAUCUGGUCAGGACCUGCUUAGUCUACGGUUUGUGGUAAUCUUCUCUCUGGUAGCUCGGUUCCUGAAGCGCUGCCUGGACCUCAGUCACUCGCUGGUCAUGUAAAGUGGGAGAGCCAGAAGUUCGGUUUCGAGCAGAAGGAGGUGGGGCUACAGGGCCCGAUAUCUCUAAUCUAGCCCAAUGUUUAUCCAGCCAGGUAGGAGUGCGAGCCAUGUGUGUAUGGGGUAUGGUAGUUAAGUUUCAAGAACAUAUCGGACCGGCAAUCAAUAAUGGACUGCCUUAUCGGGCUCGCACCUUUCGCCAGGGAACCACGGCUAGUGCUACAGUGAAAACGGCCAACGACGAGUUGCAGAUACUUUUUUUAUAAGGAGCCGAAUUCGUUAUUUAUUUAGCGUUCUUAAGUAUUGUUAUAUACUCGUGAUUUGGUUUUAAUACAUUGCAUACUUCCUAAAUAUCGUAUCUUUCAUAUAUCUCAUCCACUUCAAAUGAGAUCCUGGGUUGUACAGAAGGGGGUUUGUUCCUCCCAUUUUUUCAAAGUGUAUAGGGAGGGCUCACUGUAGCUGCGAAGUACCUGGCGGUUGUUAUCUGGCCGAGUUGGGCACAUGUCGAUGGCUGUUCGAUCGACACGGUUGGUUUGUGGGCCGCGCGGCGCCCUCCUGCUGCUCCUCCUAGUCUUGCUUAGUGCCUUGGUGGUUCUUCAUAAGGUCACCCAGUCACCGCUCCUUAACCAGACGAAAAUCCUGCAGGAUCACUUAAGGGGCCAGCACGGGCGGUAUGUCCGAUCCACACGAACCAUUCUCCUUUGGACCGAUUUUUUUGGUGAUCCGCGAUGGAAGCUUUCCUGGGACACUCUGGGACCGCAGGAGCUGCGCGAUGAACUCCACUGUCCGGUCUACCAGUGCGAGAUCAGCAACCAGCACGCAUUCCUGCCCGCAGUGGAACUCUAUGACGCCAUUGUCUUCCAUGCGGCGGAGAUGUUUCCGCUCCUGCGCCCGGUGCCUCCUCAGAGAAGCCCCCACCAGGCCUACGUAUUCGCGUUGAUGGAACCGCCCGGGGAGACUAAGCAUCGACUGGACGACGAACAGGGGUUUUAUAACUUCACCAUGACUUAUCGAAUUGAUUCAGAUGUAUUUUGGCCCUACGGGCAGCUGCUGGACAUCGCAACCAACGCCGUGGUGGCGCCCAGUGUGAAACCGCAUUGGUGGAAACCUCCUGCCACUUUUAAUGACUCCCUGGUGUGGGACUUCUGGUCAGAAAAGACGAAAACGGCCGCCUGGUUUGUCUCGCAUUGCGAAACGUUGUCGAGAAGAGAGGUCUUGGCUAAAAGGCUUCAGGAAUUUUUUGACGUGGACAUCUACGGCAAAUGCGGAACACUCAGCUGCAUCCGGGGUGAUCCGCGCUGCGACGAAAUGUUGGACACCGACUAUUUUUUCUACCUGGCAUUCGAGAACUCGCUGUGCGACGACUACGUGACGGAGAAGCUUUUCGAUGCCCUCCAACGAACCGUAAUACCAGUGGUUUUCGGCGGAGCGGACUACUCGCGCAUCCUGCCCCCCCACUCGUACAUCGAUGCUAAUCGCUUCGAGACCGUGGAAGAGCUGGCCAAGUACAUGAGCUACGUGGCUGGGGAUCCGGAUUUGUAUGUUAGCUACUUCUGGUGGCGCCGCCACUACCGCUUGGUAUCCAGCUCUCCGUUUUGCGAACUUUGCGCACGGCUCCAUGCUCCCGCGUUUGGCCACAAAACGCAGUUCUACGACGACAUCCAGUCCUGGUGGUUCAACAGUUGCCGCUUGGAAAGCCGAAUACGUUUGUGAACUGUGCCCGGAUUAGAACAAGAUAGUUGCAACCAGCAGCACAGUCGAAUCGAAAGAGAGCGAGACGCACUUUGUAUCUCCCGCCCGCCAUCUGUUUGGGUUUACUCAUGUGAGGAAACAAACUCAGGUCGGAUUGGACCAAAAUGGGAGACGGUUGUCGGCUUAGGCAAAUAAGUAGGUAUUUUGUUGGGAAUUGGAUUGUUUGUAUUUAAAUAAGGAGUAUGAAUUAUUCUUAUUAGCAAAUAAAAUGUUUAAUGUGAAAUUCAAUUCUCGACCAAAAUAAACGUGGAGAUACAUUCAAUAUUGUAUCACUUAUAACCUUUUCAAGGCUCCCGGCUGAUCAAAUUUAAAA
Messenger RNA from Drosophila yakuba, 2904 nucleotides. RefSeq names its product alpha-(1,3)-fucosyltransferase C. The transcript has 2 exons. Lineage: Eukaryota; Metazoa; Arthropoda; Insecta; Diptera; Drosophilidae. Gene Ontology annotation, cellular component: membrane. Bases 1341 to 2552 code for a protein of 403 amino acids. Gene Ontology annotation, molecular function: alpha-(1->3)-fucosyltransferase activity. The record is from RefSeq and is a predicted model, not a curated record.